CAGAUGACUAGUUGAAAUGUGUUUUUAAUAACUACAUUUAUUCACCAUGUAUAUACAAAUAACUUUUACUGUCAGUGAUAUGUCAGUAAGUCAAUUAUACUUUAUCCCAAGGGAUCUGUGAUCUGUACCAUUUGAUAUCUUCCCCCCCCCCUUCCCCCUCCUCUGAUGGCGGUGCUGCCUGAAAAUGAAAGGCCACACUUUAUGGAUUAAAGUGCGUAAAAAGACGUUAUUUUCUAACGACAAGCAGGAAAAAGAGAAAAUGGCAGCCGGGAAGAUGUGCAUCAGGAAGAGCAAGGAGGAGACUGCUGAGUGGACUGGAUUAUUCCUAAAUGACUUGAAAACAAAGCAAGAAUCCCUGGUGUUCGUCAAGAGGAUGAUGGCUGUGGCAGUCUCCUCCAUCACCUACCUCAGAGGGAUUUUUCCAGAGGAUGCCUACAGAUCCAGAUAUCUAGAAGAUUUGUGCAUCAAAGUUUUGCGUGAAGACUGCAACACCCCUGGUGCCAGCAAAGUUGUGAAAUGGAUGAUGGGCUGCUUUGAUGCAUUAGAGAAGCAGUAUCUCCAGAUUGUUUUCAUUGGGGUGUACACCAAUCCAGAUGAACCUAAUUGCAUUAUUGAGUCAUACCAGUUCAAAUUCAAAUACACUGAGAAGGGGCCAGAGAUGGACAUACUCAGGAACAAUGAUGUGGAGAUGCAGGUGACAUUGGAGGACACCAAGAGAGCCUCAGUGCUGCUCAUCAGGAAGCUCUUCCUGCUUAUGCAGAACCUGGAUACCCUCCCCAACAAUGUGUACCUCACCAUGAAGCUCUACUAUUAUGAUGAUUUCACCCCUGCUGACUACCAACCACCAGGCUUUAAGGAGGGCGAAUGUGACAGCCUCUGGUUUGAAGGCAUGGCUGUGCACUUCAAGGUGGGAGAGGUGCAGACAGCAUUCCACACCUUGAGAGUGCGUGUGUCAGCAGAACAAGGCUGGCUGGAGAAGCUUCAAAAAGGAAACCACCUGACAGAAGCCAAGCAGGUUCCUCAGAGAAACUGUCCAGAGAGGGAAGUGAUUAAGGACCCUCGAACGAAAAGAUACGGCGAAGAGGAUCUGCCUUCUGAAGAUGGUAAGUCUGUUCUGCUUCUGUACCAAAACUGUAAAAUGAAUCAAAAUAUUUAUGCCGUUGACUUUCCUCCAAACAGAGUCUGCACAGUUCAAGAAACCAAAGAGACCCCUGGCAAAGAGAAAGGCAGCUGCCAAAAAUCUGUCGAGGAAGAGAAGAAUUUAGCCACAACGUUACACAAAACAAAAGCUUUGCUAGCAAUGUAAACACAAAGGUUAACUAUUUAUUCAUUUCAAUGCCUUGUUAAACACUGUUUAUUUUAUUACAUAU
Messenger RNA from Etheostoma spectabile (orangethroat darter), 1370 nucleotides. It is a transcript of the gene zte38, whose product is annotated as zebrafish testis-expressed 38. The record is from RefSeq and is a predicted model, not a curated record. NCBI's taxonomy places the organism in Eukaryota, Metazoa, Chordata, Actinopteri, Perciformes, Percidae. The coding region runs from base 185 to 1306 and encodes 373 amino acids. The transcript has 12 exons.